Symbiodinium natans is the source of this 300-nucleotide messenger RNA. The record is from the annotation of a GenBank genome assembly. NCBI's taxonomy places the organism in Eukaryota, Dinophyceae, Suessiales, Symbiodiniaceae.
AUGGGAAGCAGCGGGGUCGAGAUGACAGCGGAGGAGAGCGAAACGGCGGGCCUGAUUCCAAAGCUCGAGUCUGGUGAGCCAACGCAGGAAGAGGAGGCGGAGGUGGAGGAUGCUGGGCCUGCGCCGAAGUCCGGCGGAGUCUCGUGCCGGCCACCCCAGUUACUGCUGGAUGCGCCGCUUCCUCCCACCAUCGACGACGACGAUCCGCCUGGCUAUUGGGGGGAAGAUGACUCGAUGGCAGAUGAGCUAGAGGCCCCCCGGACAUCCAACCCUGAACUCGGAACUCGACUCCCUGAAUAG